UCCAUUUAUUUAUUUGGAGCAUCACCAUGGAUGCUCCUCGUAUAAUCAUCUUCUUCUCCCUCCUCUAAUCUUCAAAAGUUCAAACGCUUUGUAUAUACCAGCACUAAUCAGAAUGCUCCAGCUCCACUUCUCUCCCACGAAACCCCUCUUUUCACCACCCAAUCUCCGCAUCCGCGCCAUCGACGCCGCCCAGCUCAAAUCCGAGCACCACCGCAGCUCCUCCCCGCUCAAAAUCGCCGUCCUGGGUUUCGGCAACUUCGGCCAGUUCCUCUCCAAAACCCUAAUCCGACACGGCCACGACCUGAUCACCCACUCCCACUCCGACCACUCAUCCGCCGCGUCCUCGAUCGGCGCCCGUUUCUUCCACAACCCCCACGACCUCUGCGAGCAGCACCCCGACGUCGUCCUCCUCUCCACCUCCAUCCUCUCCGCCGAAUCCGUCCUCCGAUCGUUCCCGUUCCAGCGCCUCCGCCGCAGCACCCUCUUCGUCGACGUCCUCUCCGUCAAAGAGUUCCCCAAAACCCUCUUCCUAAACCACCUCCCCGAGGAGUUCGACAUCCUCUGCACUCACCCCAUGUUCGGACCCGAGAGCGGUAAACACUCCUGGUCCGAUCUGCCUUUUGUCUACGACAAGGUGAGGAUCGGGGAGGGCGAGAGGUGCGACAAGUUUCUCAAAGUGUUCGAGAACGAAGGGUGUCGGAUGGUGGAGAUGAGCUGCGAGGAGCAUGAUAAGCACUCUGCUGGGUCGCAGUUCGUGACGCAUACUAUGGGAAGGGUUUUGGAGAAGUUUGGGGUUGAGUCUUCGCCGAUUAAUACUCAGGGUUACGAGACGUUGCUUGAUUUGGUGGACAACACGUCCAGUGAUAGUUUUGAGCUCUAUUAUGGUCUUUUUAUGUAUAAUCAGAAUGCUCUUGAACACUUGGAGAGAUUGGACAUGGCUUUUGACUCUAUCAAGAAGGAUUUGUUUGGGAGGUUGCAUCAGCUUUACAGGAAGCAGAUGUUUGGUGGUGCGGAAGUCCACUCCGUGAAGAAGAAAAUAGAGCAGAGGCUGCUUAAUAGUGCUGAAACAACCCCUCUCGCGUAAACCCGCAUGAAGAGUGAAAUAUGCGUGAUCAACUGCAACUUAUCCAAGAUAUUGAUGUAGGAGUAGAUGAAGAUCCAAUUGUUGUGCCUCCUACAAUAUGCGCACACGCCCUCCGUUCCAAUCUACAUUUUUAAACGAGACUUGCAAUCUUAUUUUAUUUGAAAAUAAAACAACAAAACCCAGUGAUAAAUGUCACCGUAAACAGAUAAACAAUUGUUUACAAAAAAAAAAAAAAACAGAUCAACAAUUCAAUAAUGACCUGGCUACCUCCGCCUGCAUGUA
Raphanus sativus (radish) is the source of this 1366-nucleotide messenger RNA. RefSeq names its product arogenate dehydrogenase 2, chloroplastic-like. Gene Ontology annotation, biological process: L-tyrosine biosynthetic process. The transcript has 2 exons. The record is from RefSeq and is a predicted model, not a curated record. Gene Ontology annotation, molecular function: prephenate dehydrogenase (NAD+) activity; prephenate dehydrogenase (NADP+) activity; arogenate dehydrogenase (NADP+) activity. NCBI's taxonomy places the organism in Eukaryota, Viridiplantae, Streptophyta, Magnoliopsida, Brassicales, Brassicaceae. Bases 113 to 1084 code for a protein of 323 amino acids.